Akanthomyces muscarius is the source of this 882-nucleotide messenger RNA. RefSeq lists its product as uncharacterized. NCBI's taxonomy places the organism in Eukaryota, Fungi, Ascomycota, Sordariomycetes, Hypocreales, Cordycipitaceae. Bases 1 to 882 code for a protein of 293 amino acids. The transcript is spliced from 4 exons. The record is from RefSeq and is a predicted model, not a curated record.
AUGGCCGGUAUACAUGCCCAAAUCGACAAUGGAGCGAUUGCUUCUUAUGUCUCCAAUGUAUGUCCACUCGGGACGACUUUCCACCUGAUAGAGGUAGGAUGGCUCGAGUGUGAUGAAGGAUUCGUUGUGCGGGGCGGCAACUCAAGUCUUCGGUCGACUCGCGACGUGUCAUUUGUUAACAAGCGUCGUGAGCUCGUGCUAUACUGCGUGCUGAUUGACCACCCGCAUGAGGGUCUCAUCUUGUGGGAGACGGGUUGCGGUAAGGACUACCCAGAGAUAUGGGGCCCAGCAGCCUCUGAUGUCUUUGCGCGAGUGCGCUACGAACCCAAGCAUGAAUUAGCGACUGCAAUUCAGGCUACGGGCCACAACAUCAAGGAUGUCAAGAAGAUUAUCAUGGGACAUUUACACCUAGAUCAUGCAGGUGGGCUUGAUCAGUUCUUGGACAGAAAGGACGUGGAGAUCUGGGUGCACGAGGAAGAGCUCAAAUCCGCAUUUUGGUCAGUAGCAACAGGCGCGGAUGAAGGUGUGUACCUAGGUCACUACCUCAACCCCAAUCUGAACUGGAAAACGUUUGAUGAGCAGACUCUGGACUUUUGUCAAGGCAUCACCCUUCACCAUCUUCCUGGCCACACAGCCGGGCUGGUGGGAAUGCAAAUCAAUAUGCAAAAAACGGGCACAUUCUUUUUUGUCAGUGACCAUUGUCACGUUAUUGAGAAUUGGCGGGAUGGAAUUCCGCAAGGCUGGCUGGCAAGAGAUCACGCUGCAUGGUCUAGAACUACGGCGCCGCGCGAACUCGUUCUGUGGCCUAGCAUCUCGUCCUCCGCUGUGUCUCCAAAGCUCUUUUCGCUGCUGGCGAUGAAGAUGGGAGAAAUGCUGGCAUGA